AUGGCGUGGCCACCGCGCGCACUGGCCGUCCUCUUCCUCGUCCUGGCCGGCCCCAUCUCGUCGGCGGCGGGUGCGAAGCGGCACGCGAUCCCGGACGACCUUCGCGACGUGGUGGACGAGGAGGAGGACGAGGACUGGCGGCACUGGGGCGCCCCCGCGAAACUCCCUGAUCGGCCGCCGCCCGACCUGUCGCGGAUGAAUCCCGCCGCGCUCCGGGCCGAGCUCCUCCGCGGCGGCCAGGCCGGGCCCUCGCUCGGCUUCGUCAAGCUCCGCCUCGGCGUCCGCCGGUCCCAGGAGGACGUGAUGGGGAUCGCCACGCGGUGGAGCAAAGUGCUGCGGACCGGAUCGGUGGCCGCCAAGUUCGUGGCCGUCGAUUUCGGGACGCUCAUGUUCACCAUGGAAAGAGGCCGAGACUUACUCGAGCUAAAAGAGUUCAUCUUGGGGCAGCCAGAGGCUUACGAGUUCAAGAUUGGGGAUCAAAUUUUCCGGCGACCUGGAGACCCGCCCCUCGACCAAGUUAUCGAGAUGCUGCGGAAAGAGAAGAUGAAUAAGUCUGAAGACGAGCUCUAG
Lolium rigidum is the source of this 570-nucleotide messenger RNA. RefSeq lists its product as uncharacterized. The record is from RefSeq and is a predicted model, not a curated record. The coding region runs from base 1 to 570 and encodes 189 amino acids. NCBI's taxonomy places the organism in Eukaryota, Viridiplantae, Streptophyta, Magnoliopsida, Poales, Poaceae. The transcript is spliced from 2 exons.